Messenger RNA from Oppiella nova, 748 nucleotides. The record is from the annotation of a GenBank genome assembly. Lineage: Eukaryota; Metazoa; Arthropoda; Arachnida; Sarcoptiformes; Oppiidae.
AUGGACACCCGGGACGACAACUUUCUAAUCAAUUUCGACAAACUGCCGGAUGAGCGCACCGACACAUCGCUGGCCAGAAUGGCACGACUCGCCUGUCAGAAAAACGCGUCAAUACGGCCAGAGUUUAGCGAAUUAUUAGAGAUCUUUGAGACGGAACUCAUGUCCGACACGACGACACCACAACCAAAACGCCACAAAACCUCUUAAGCAGCGAUCGGACGCGUUAUAUACUGCGCCGGGAUCUGAGUCUACCCUCCAGUCAGUCGAGCCUCGACUCGAUGCCACUCAACGGCGCCGGAGAUAUUUUCGAUCAGCACUUAAUCCGACGCCGAAACUCACAGAUAGAGCGCAAGUACUUCAAUGGUAGCCAUAGAUAGCAACGGAUCCACUGAUUGCCACAAAGACAGCGAAGAUAUUUCUUAUAAGAAAAACUGAACUCUUUUUUUGUUUUGUUUUCUCUCUCCGAGUCAUGUAUUGAAUAAUGAUUUGUGUUUUUCCAUGUUUUCACUGAUUAUUUGUUACGCAAAACAAAACAAAAACUCAAUUUAAAAUUGAACUCAAAGUGCAAUUCGUUUAAACAAUAGAAAUAUACUUUUGGUUAACAUUUGUUGUUAACUAAACAGCUAUGGUUUCGCGUUCUCUACAUACCGGCGCCCGACUUUUCACUACAAACUACCGGCGCUUUCCUAUACCUUCACUAUUGUUUAGAGAAGCAAAUAAAUUUGUAAAAUCACUUUAAUUCUAGUCC